Molecule: messenger RNA, 1512 nt
Organism: Jaculus jaculus (lesser Egyptian jerboa)
Lineage: Eukaryota; Metazoa; Chordata; Mammalia; Rodentia; Dipodidae
Gene: Nmur1
Product: neuromedin U receptor 1
Exons: 3
Coding region: 1-1512 (503 amino acids)
Biological process (GO): G protein-coupled receptor signaling pathway
Cellular component (GO): plasma membrane
Molecular function (GO): neuromedin U receptor activity
Source: RefSeq, a predicted model, not a curated record
AUGGGAUGCUGCUGGGAGGGAGGGUCGGGAGGUGAGCUGUCCGGGGUCCUCCGGGUUCCGGGGACAGCACUGCCCCCUGGCGGCGAUGCUGCCGGCGACAGGCUGGCGACGGGGCGGGCGGCGGCGGCGAGUCGACUUCAUGCACGGGCUGGGCUGCCGGCUAUUCAGCGUCUGUGGGUCGGACUGGGACUGACCACGUCGCCCGGGACCUUUCAGGCUGCAGACAGCAUGACUCCGCUCUGCCUCAACUGUUCCAUCUUCCCGGGAGACCUGUCCCCGGAAGGUGCGAGCCUCUCCAUUUCCUGCAAUGACAGUGAGGCCAGGGGCCCCUUUGAUCCUGAAGACUUGAACUUGACCGAUGAGGCCCUGAGGCUCAAGUACCUGGGGCCAAAGCAGACAGAGCUGUUCCUGCCCAUCUGUGUCAUGUACCUCCUGAUCUUCGUGGUGGGCACGGUGGGCAAUGGGCUGACCUGCACAGUCAUCUUGCGCCACAAAGCCAUGCACACGCCCACCAACUUCUACCUCUUCAGCCUGGCCGUGUCUGACCUGCUGGUGCUGCUGGUGGGCCUGCCCCUGGAGCUCUAUGAGAUGCAGCACAAUUACCCCUUCCUGCUGGGCGCUGGCGGCUGCUACUUCCGCACGCUGCUCUUUGAGACCGUCUGCCUGGCCUCGGUCCUCAAUGUCACCGCCCUGAGCGUGGAGCGCUACGUGGCCGUGGUGCACCCGCUCAGAGCCAGGUCUGUGGUGACGCGGGCCCGUGCGCGCCGCAUGCUGGGGGCCAUCUGGGUCCUCGCAGUGCUCUGCUCUCUACCCAACACCAGCCUGCAUGGCAUCCAGCAGCUGCACGUGCCCUGCCGCGGGCCGGUGCCCGACUCGUCCGUGUGCACGCUCGUCCGCCCCCGGUUCGUCUACAACCUCGUGGUGCAGACCACCACGCUGCUCUUUUUCUGCCUGCCCAUGGCCACCAUCAGCGUGCUGUACCUGCUCAUCGGGAUGCAGCUGCGGCGGGAGAGGGUGCUGCUAAGCUGCCAGGCCAAGGGCAGGAGCGCCUCGGAGGCCAGGGCCCGCAGGGACUCUGGAAGAGCCCACCUUCAGGACAGGAGCCGGAGACAGGUGACCAAGAUGCUCUUCGUACUGGUCCUGGUGUUUGGCGUCUGCUGGGCCCCGUUCCAUGCUGACCGCCUUAUGUGGAGCUUCGUGUCCCACUGGACCGAGCGUCUGCUCCUGGCCUUCCAGUACGUGCACAUCGUCUCUGGCAUCUUCUUCUACCUCAGCUCAGCCGCCAACCCGGUGCUCUACAGCCUCAUGUCCAGCCGCUUCCGAGAGACCUUCCGGCAAGCGCUGGGCCUUGGGGGCCGGUGCCACCGCCUCCGACCCCAUCACAGCUCCCACAGCCUCAGCAGGCUGACCACGGGCAGUACCCUGUAUGAUCUGGGGUCCCGGGGCAACAGGACGGGGCCGCCGGCUGAGAAUGGAGGCCCCGAGUGGCAGCGAGAGACAGACCUGUCCUGA